GGUUCUUGGGUAGAGCUGCAUUUCAGCAACAACGGUAAUGGUGGAGUAACACCAUUAGUGGGCCAAGAGCAAGUGCCAGCCUCAAUCUCUAUUCAUAAUGGUGAUAUGGAAAAAAUACUUCUGGAUGCCCAACAUGAGUCUGGACGGAGCAGCUCUAGAGAAAGUUCACAUUGUGACAGCCCCCCUCGAUCUCAGACCCCGCAGAGCAUCCAGAGACUAAGCGACAGUGAAACCCAGGGCAGCAAAGAAAAAAGCAGCUCCCAGUCAGAGGAAGAUUAUAUUGAACGGAGAAAAGAGCUGGAAAACAUAUUGAAGAAGAAUUCAGACUGGAUUUGGGAUUGGUCCAGCCGGCCUGAAAAUAUCCCUCCCAAGGAAUUUGUCUUCAAGCAUCCGAAGCGUAGCUCCGCUCUGAGCAUGAGAAAUACAAGUGUUAUGAAGAAGGGUGGGAUUUUCUCUGCUGAAUUUUUGAAAGUUUUCCUUCCCUCCUUGCUAUUAUCCCACCUGCUGGCUAUUGGUCUGGGGUAA
Messenger RNA from Staurois parvus, 525 nucleotides. The record is from the annotation of a GenBank genome assembly. NCBI's taxonomy places the organism in Eukaryota, Metazoa, Chordata, Amphibia, Anura, Ranidae.